Molecule: messenger RNA, 8788 nt
Organism: Ahaetulla prasina
Lineage: Eukaryota; Metazoa; Chordata; Lepidosauria; Squamata; Colubridae
Gene: ZBTB47
Product: zinc finger and BTB domain containing 47
Exons: 7
Coding region: 418-2634 (738 amino acids)
Biological process (GO): regulation of transcription by RNA polymerase II
Cellular component (GO): nucleus
Molecular function (GO): protein binding; RNA polymerase II cis-regulatory region sequence-specific DNA binding; DNA-binding transcription factor activity, RNA polymerase II-specific
Source: RefSeq, a predicted model, not a curated record
AGCAAUAUAUAUACACCCCUCUUUAGACGGAACGAGCGAGAAGAUUUCCUCCCCCACCCACCCCCGAAUCCACCUUCCUCGCUCCACCCCUGGAUCUUUUGAUGGAGAGCGCAACCCCACCGCGAGCAGAGGAGCAGCGGGGCUCCCUGGAUCGGGCAGCCCGGCAGCAAAAUGAAUCCACCACCCACCAUGAACAGAACGGAGUAACAGAGUUGGAUGGGACCUUGGAGGUCUUCUAGUCCAACCCCCUGCCCAGGCAGGAGACCCUACACCACUUCAGACAAAUGGUUAUCUUCUUAAAAACUUCCAGUGUUGGAGCAUUCACAACUUCUGCAGCUGAUAGUUGAAAAGACAGCCGACCACCCUGCUCCCGAAUACUCCCUAGUAGAAGAUGCCGCCCUCCACUCCACGUGUUUGAUGGACAGGCUGAAUGAGCAACGCCUCUUCCAGCCUGACCUGUGUGACGUGGAUAUCGUCCUGGUGCAGCAGAAGUCCGUUUUCCCGGCCCACAAGGGAGUCCUGGCAGCCUACAGCCAGUUCUUCCACUCGCUCUUCACCCAGAACAAGCAACUCCAGAGGGUGGAACUAUCUCUGGAGGCCUUGACCUCCCUUGGCCUUCAACAGAUUUUGAACUUCAUCUACACCUCAAAGCUCUUGGUCAAUGCCGACAACAUUCAGGAUGUCCUGAAUGCGGCUUCCGUCUUGCAGAUGACCGACAUCGCUUCCUCCUGUCAGGAACUCCUCGCCACGCGAGCACUCAGCUUGGCCAUGACCAACAAUAUGGCAUUGACUUCGGACAACUGUAGCAAAGCCAACCCACCGCCUCAGUUCUUCUGUGACAUCAAGCAAGAGGUGGACCCUCCACGUCCUAAGAUCUUCGCCCGAGAAGGGAACAUCCCAUAUUCUGUGCGGGUGGAGGACGGCAACCAGAACCAGCCUACUGUGGCCAACAAGACGUUCUACAAGGAAGAUAACCAUGGCGGUCCACCUGUCUGCAAGAUGGAAGGGGACGCAUCUGAGGCUCCCCUGGGCAACCGAGGUUCCUACAGCCGUGGCGAGCAGAUCAUUGUGGAGGUCAACCUUAACAACCAGACCCUCAACGUCUCUAAAGGUGCAGAGGGACAGCCUUCCGUGACCAACCAAGUGGCUUCAGAAGCUGGACAGCCAGAAGGUGAACGAUGUUCCUCGGUGGUAGAUCGAGAACAAGAAAAUGGCAGUAAGCAAGAUGAAGUUGACGAUGCAGAUAUGGGUGAUGAAGAUGAGCGCUUGGAAGAGGAGGACCUGGAAGAGGAGGAUACCUCGGAAGAGGAAGAGGAAGAAGAAGAAGAAGAGGAUGAGGAUGAGGAAGAAGAGGACAGAGGAGACAAUGACAGUAAUGUGGCCGAGACCAGAGGGGAGAAGACCAGAGCAACUCAGAGGACUAGGCCACUUGCCAAGGCCACCAUCUCAUCCACGUCCCUCAAAAUGGGUGAAGUUGCCACCCUGAUGGAAGGAGAAGGAGAGGAGGAGGAGGAGGAGGAGGAAGAGGAGGGACAAGAUGAAGACGAAGUCGCUGAGGAGGACGACGGGGAUCAGAAAGCCAAGAAGCAGAAGAAGGAACAGGAUCCUCCUGGCCAGAAGGUCAAGCUGGAAGAGAAGCAACAUUAUCCGUGUAAGAAGUGUCCACGAGUGUUCAACAACCGCUGGUACCUGGAGAAGCACAUGAAUGUCACGCACACACGCAUGCAGAUUUGCGAGAAGUGUGGCAAGAGGUUCCUGCUGGAGAGCGAACUGGUCUUGCACCAUCAGACCGACUGUGAGAAGAACAUUCAGUGCAUUACUUGUGGGAAGGUUUUUAAGAAACUCUGGUCGCUCCAUGAGCACAACAAAAUUGUCCACAGUUACGCCGAGAAGAAAUUCUCCUGUGAGAUCUGUGAGAAGAGGUUUUACACAAUGGCACACGUGCGGAAGCACAUGGUUGCUCACACCAAGGAUAUGCCGUUCACCUGUGAGACCUGUGGGAAGUCCUUCAAGCGGAGCAUGUCUCUGAAAGUCCAUUCUCUCCAGCAUUCGGGCGAGAAGCCGUUCAAAUGUGAGAAUUGCAAUGAGCGAUUCCAGUACAAGUACCAGCUGCGUUCGCACAUGAGUAUCCACAUCGGGCACAAGCAGUUCAUGUGCCAGUGGUGCGGGAAGGACUUCAACAUGAAGCAGUAUUUUGACGAGCACAUGAAAACGCACACAGGUGAAAAACCAUACAUUUGUGAGAUCUGUGGGAAGAGCUUCACCAGUCGCCCCAACAUGAAACGCCACCGACGGACGCACACGGGGGAGAAGCCCUACCCAUGUGACAUCUGCGGUCAACGCUUCCGGUUCUCCAACAUGCUCAAGGCUCACAAGGAGAAAUGCUUCCGGGUCAGCAACCCAGCAGGCGCAGUUCCCAACCGAGAUACCAAGUCACUUGGUCUCCUUGUUUCUCCAAACGCCAACUCAACUCUUUUGACCACCGGCCUUCCUCUCCAUUCGUCCUCGCCUUCCCAGGCACUUCCUUUGCCUCUUGGACAUCCCCAUGCUCACCCCAUGCCUCCUCCUCCUCCUCCUCUCCUACACCCAACACCAGCUCUCUUCCCUGGUAGCAGGGUAAACAUGGACAACUAGACCUUGCUCAGCCUCCGGUGUUUCAAACUUGGCUCGUAAUUCUGAAGAUCUCUCCGAUGCCCUUGACUGUUGUGGGUUUGUGGUCAGCGGGCAUCAUGUUUGGGUUUUAGUUUGAGGGAGCUGAAGUUCUUGGUUCUUCAACAGGAGCAUCUAGAACCUUGAGAUCAUGGUUGCUACUCAAGCCACAGAGAUAACGUCGCUGUUCUGCUUGCUCAAGGAAAGAGGCAGACCAGUUUUGCUUGACCUGCUCUUCUUAGAUGUGUUGGACUUCAGCUCCUUCAUCUGUACGGAUGGCGUAGAAGAAACAAAGGUGUUAUUUAUUGACUCUGAAGAUCUUGAGAAGGUGAUAGAGCUUGCAAGGUAGAAAGACACAGGCAAGGACUUUCCAAACCUAUCUGGUCAGAUAUAGGUUUGGAGGUGUCGGAACCAGGUGGGUUUCUCUUGGAGGUUGAAAUGGAAGAUGCCUUCACUCAAGGCAAGAAGGUUGGAAGGGAGCACUCCAAUUUUUCAUGGUCCUCUGAAUGGGAAUGGAGGAAUAUGGAAAACUUGCUCCAUGGAGGUCUCAAAGGUGCUUUUUUCAGGAGGCGACUGGACCUUCCUUGUUUUUCCUUUGAAAACGUUUCACUUCUCAUCCAAGAAGCUUCUUCAGCUCUGACUGGAUAGUGGGGAAUGGAUUUAUAUUCCCUUUACUCCAAUGAACUGAAAGGAAACGGCAAGAUGUGGAUGGCAAAAUUUUUCUUGGUGGGAGAAAGUGGAUCCUUGAGUGUGUGACCUUGUAGCACUUUCUUCCAAGGUCAACUUCUCAUUCAUUCACUCUCCGUCAUUCUUGCCUGUCCUUUAGAACAACUGUCCAUUUCUCAACUUCUAUAACUUGAAGCUCAGGUGGCCUCCUCUGAAGAUGAUAACGCUGGAAAUGAAGCUCCCCUCACUAAUAGUCCCUUGAAAACAAUAGAACUGUAGGACCCGUUUCUUUGAUCACCAUCAAGGCUUAAAUCCAGCAUCUUUACAUAUUAUGGAAUCGUUAUGCAGGCUAGACACCAUAACUUAGUCUACAAUUCCUUGAUUUCUACCCUACACCUACUGUUGCUGAGGAGAAUGCACUUCCUGAGGAAAACUUCUUCUAAAACCAACAUUAUCUUCUCAGCAAGCUCCUUGGAGGAAAACGUUGAGCCUUUAAGGACGUUAUUAACAUGAAGUGUUGGUUCUUUUAACUUUUUUUGCACUUUAUUAUCUAAUCCUAAGAGCUCUUUCGCAAUAGGACCUUUGUGAGUUCUUCCAGAGAAGCAGAACUUGGGGGCGCCAUUGCCUGAGCAGUCUUUCAUUUCCAAGGCAAAGACCCCCUAAAGUCAAAAUGGGCCAUGUUUGAAAGAUGGACCCAUUCUGUUGUCGAAACGCACAUCGCAGGUAUUUCACAGGAGAAAGGUGUUCCUUGAGCCGACGUUUGCAUCUUUGGCAAAGCUUGGAGGAUCUUGUUUGACAAGAAGAUCCAGGUUUUUUUUAUUGUUGGUGUGUACGUCCAUAUGAGCAGGGCUGGCCCCUGGAACAACCACCACAAUGCACAAAUGGAUGAGGAAAAGGCUGUGGUGUCAGCAAAUGUGCAAUAACAAUGAACUGGUGGACAAAAGACACACAUUGAUUGUGGUUGAUUGUCACAUGUAGUCCUUCCUGAUCACACUCUUAAAAAGAGGAAGGAAGGAAGGAAGGAAGGAAGUCAAACUAAUUUUAUGAAUGCCUGCCAUUUGACCACCUAAUAAUAUUUUUAUGGCAUUUGGUAUCUACUGCCCAAUUAUCCAGAAAACGAAAAAAUAACCCUCACCAAUAACUCUUACUAUUGGAAACAAAAAAUACGUUAUAACAAAGCACUUUAUUCUGUAUAGAUCUAUGGAAGAGAAAGUCUGAGACCUUUUUUUUUUUAAUGCAUCUUAAGAAUUCCUGUUGGAAAAAAACAUUGCAGUGUUCCUUUUAAACGUCUUCUAUAAAAUCUCCAUAUAUAUAUAAAAUAUAUAUUUUCUAGCUGCUGGGGAAAGGUUUUUCCACAAUCCUGGUCAUCUUUCAAUGCUGAUGGGUGUCCAUUUUCAAACAAGUGGAGAACAUACAGGUAGCCCUCAAGUUAAAACCAUAAUGAAGCUGCCCCAAUGUAGGAUUUUUUUUUUGAGCUUUAUGUGCUGCUUUACAAAAUCGUUGUUAAAAACGUGGUCUUGUACCCACUGGACAUUGUCGGGUGCCCGAAAUUCAGUCACGUGACCUUAAGAGAGGUCUCAACUGUUGGCGCUUAGAAACUGGGUCUUCAUCCCCUUUUUUUCGGGGUCAUGAUUUCAGAUGGUCACUAAGUGAUUAGUCGUAACCCGAGGAAUACCUGUACUUUCGAGGGCUUUCAUUUCAGAAGCAAGCAGCAUCAGGAGAAAGGUUUAGGAAUAGAUUUAAAUCAGUAUGCUUAUAGUGGGAUCAUUAACCUCUGUUACUCAAGAAAUCCUUCUCUCUAAAUGUGCUAGAUUCACAUGUGAUCCUUCUCCGGGCACUAAAAUAUCCCUUCAGAGGCAAGGGGGAAUAUCUAAACAUAUUUCAGGCCACUUCCUCUUCCUGUUCUGUCCCCCACCCCUCGCCUCCGUCCGAGCGAUGGCUUAAUUAGCCGGCACUAUCAGCAAACUAGCGAGCGUCUGCCAAGUGACUUUGUUACCUCCCUUGAUACCGAUGAGUCACCCAGGAACAAACAGUACUUCAGCUCCAGUUAAGCAGUUGAUUUGCCUGCUACGAAGAGGCAUAGCAGCCCUUGCUGGUUUUAUAUCCUGUGGGGUGUGGCUCCAUGACUCAGCAUUUCCUAGGCCUGCCCCACCCCUGCUUCUGUUGUUCCCGCCUCUCCUGCCUAUGAAACCUAGGGUCCAGCCAGGCCUGAUUGCCAUCAGCUGGGUCUGGAGGUGUGGCCUGGGGGGGGGGAAGAAUCAGGGGACGGAGGCCUCGUUAUCUCCUCCACCUGGCCUGCCUCUGGCUCCUGGAGCUGAGCCAGGGAAGCCGGUGAUCCCGAGGUAAGUCCUGAUGGCCCUUCCCCCUCACUUUCCAAGUCACUUUCUGGCAGGGGGCCCGGCUCAGGGGGCGCAGACACAACAGUUCCCAUGGCCCAUGGUUCCCAAUGCCCUUCUCCGAAUGGAUGAAAUUAAGUGUUUGAAAUUCCUGCCAAGCUGCUAGUCCUCUUGGGGACUCUCGUGCUAGCUGAGUUUUGAUCUGCGUUACCACUCGGUAUGACUUGAGUUACCUGUUUGUGGCACAGUGUAUCCGUCUUUGCACGUGCCGAAGGGAGGUUUUUUUUGCACUAGUGAUGAUUUCACGAGAGUCAUACUCAACGUUCCCUUCCUGCCACCCUUAUUUCUGAUUGGGAAUGGGAUUAAGGACCCCAAGUCAUUGGAAAGCUAAUUGUUAGUAGCCCAAAGCUUACGCUUUUAAACCCACUUUUAAAUUUAGAAUAAGGUGAUAAUUCCUCGUUUUGGCAGAGACUGUAAUUGUGAGCACUUUGGGAAAAGGCAAGUAGUUCUCUACAAACGACCGUAAAUGGGGCCUUCCCAUUACAGUCAUUAUGUUGUGAUGGCUAUAAAUCGAAUCUUGCAUGGCCUUAUUUGCGGUGGCUGUUAAUGCAGCGGUUGUAAAACCAACGGUGUGGUCACGUGAUUGCAGGAUGCUAAUAAGUGCAGCCGUGUUGCCAAGAACUCAAGUCAUGGUCACAUGACUGUAGGGCGUGACUGUCGCAGCUUUGGAACUGGGUCAGAACUCCCUUUUUCCGGGCAUGUUGUAACUUCGAACAGUCAUUAAGUGACCAGUCCUCAGUUAAGUUGAGGACUGCCUGUACUGCAGUGUACCUUGGCAACAUUAAGACACGUGGACUUCAAACUCCCAGAGUUUGAAGUCAAACUAAAUUGUAGUAUAUGACAAGAAGUGAUACAUUUCCUGAGUUUAAUACCAAUAAGUUUUAUCUAUUAAAUUAACAGCUACGUUUUUUUUCUUUCCUUACUUUUUUUUUAAUUUUACUUGUGCUAUUCUACUUUUUUACUUCUUCAACUGAAAAUCUGAUUUUCCCUCCAACAAUAAACGACUUGUGUAUGUUGAUGUUGAACAGAACUACGAAGCCUGCUCCUCACCUUGAUAGGUAAGGCCCUCCUAUUCUAUUCCCAGAAUUCCCCAGUCAGCUAUUCUGGCUAGGGAAUUCUGGGAGUUAUAGUCCCAAGUACGCCGGCUGAGGAAUUCUGGGAGUUGGAAAUCCACACCUCUUAAAAUUAUUGUGUGAAACCCAAAUGAGUGCCCACCUCCAGAUAUGUUCACAUUACAGUAAGCAUUUUUUUUUAUUUUUUUUUUAGGAAUUCAGGAAUUCUCUCAGCAUGUCUAGAGGGUUAUCAGAUUGGGAAAAAUCUCUUUGGCCGGAACUAAACCUGAGACUGCUUUCAAUAAAAAAAAAAGUUUUCAUAUUUUAAUAAGGGUGUUAUUUUUUUUCCUUGCUUCUAUUAACUCGUUCCUGCCGGGUUUUUUAACGUCAGCCAAAAAUGUUGUCCGUCUUCUGUUCCACAGCUUUCCUGCGAAGGGUUAUCAUUAAAACGGUGAAGGGUUUUUGUUAAAAAUAAUAAUUACCUUUUCAUCCUAACAAUAAAGAGAGUCCUCAAUUUACAACUUAAAUAUUGUAGAGAAGUUUAAAGAUGAUUAAAGGCCUGGAGACUAAAACGUAUGAAGAACGGCUGCAGGAUUUGGGUAUGGCUAUUCUUAACGAAAAGAAGGACCAGGGGUGACAUGAUACCAGUAUUUCAAUAUUUGAGGGGCUGCCCCAAUGAAGAGGGGGUCAACUUACUUUCUAAAGCACCUGAAGGCAGGACAAGAAACCAAUGGAUGGUUUCUUCUCUCCUAAUCAAGGAGAGAAGAAACCUGGAAUUAAGGAGAAACUUCCUAACAGUGAGAACAAAUUAACCAGUGGAACUACUUGCCACCAGAAGUUGUGGGUGCUCCAUCACUGGAGGCUUUUAAGGAAGAGUCUGGACAGUCACUUGUCUAAAAUAGCAGAAGGUCUCCUGCUUGAGCAGGGGGCUGGACUAGAAGACCUUCAAGAUCCCUUCCAGCUUAUUCUAAUUGAUUGAUUGAACCUGGCUUCCCCAUGGACUUAAGUACAGCCAGUCCCCAACUUAGAACAGAUUGUUUAGUGACAGCGGCACAGAAAACCGUCACAUGACCAUUGCAGCAUCCCCGUGGUCACAUGAUCAAAAUCCAGACGCCAACCGGUUCAUCUUUACGACGGUUCACAGUGUCCCCGGGAGUCAUGUGAUCCCCUUUUGCGACCUGUCAAGGGAAGUCCGUGGGGAAGCCCGACUCGUUCAACAACCGUGUUACUGAGGUAAAAACGGUAGUGAUUCACUGAACAACUGCGGCAGGAAAAGUCACAAAAAUGGGACAAAAUUCACCUAACCGCUGUCUCACUUAGCAACAGAAAUUUUGGGGUCAUAACUUGAGGACUGACCAUUAGUGUAAGAUCAAAGUGACCUGGCCAUAGAAUCGACAUGAAUCGGACACGACUGAAGAGAUAAAACCCAUCUUCAUCAUCAUCAGAUUCGAGCUGACUCUGUUAAAAUCUGAUUGUGCAGAUUGUUUAAACCACACCCCAAAGUGGAAUGUGGACACAAACCAGGGGUGAAAUGCUCCCAUUUCGGACCAGUUCGGCCAAUCUGGUAGCAAUGGCGGCGGGUGGUUCGGAGAACCGGUAGCAGAAAUCCCCCCCCCUGCCUCUGCCCAGCUGAGCCACACGAUCAUCAAAGCCUUUUUUUUAACUUUUAAAAGCAUUUUUUAUAACCACCUAUUUGGCCGAAUAGGUAGUUAAAAAAAUGCUUUUAAAAGUAAAGAAAAAAAAAGGAUCGCGUGAAAUGGAAGAAAGGCAACCCCGAAUAUAUUUGAACAUAUUAGGAUAAAAAUUGAAAUAGCUAAAAGAAAAAAAAAAGAAUGAAAGCGAAUGAACACGAAUAAAAAUGGAGAAAUUAGAAUUUGAGGGCGAAGGAAGAUGUGAUUCAAUAAAAUGAGCAAGAAAAUAUUAGGAAAUGAAUAAAAACUAUGGAAAAAGAAUAUUUUGGCAAAAAACUGUUCAGUAAAAUAUAUUUGAAUAUAUUGAAUUGUGUAAGAUGUGAUAUGGCCAAAU